CCUACAUAAGCCGACCUGACCAAACACAGAGCUGCACCCAUCCCGUUUCCAUUUGUCCAACCGAACGCCGGCAUGGCCUCGAAGCUCCCCGACACGACCAAGAGCCUCGGUGCUGGCGCCAUGGACGUUGAGGACGGCAGCGGCGGCGGCGGCAAGAAGGUGGCUGGUAAGUGGCCAGGCUUCGUCCACUUCUUCUUCGUCCUCACCGUCGUCAUGUGCGCGCUCGUCUACGCCCCGCGUUUCCUGUCGCCCGCCGUGUCCGUCGACUUCUUGGGGCUGCGCCAGCCGGCAUUGGGUAGAGCAGCGGAAGGACAAGGACAGGGCGUGCACGGCGGCCGCGUCAAUGAGGGCGAGGCGCUGGUCCUCGACAACCAGGUGGGCUCCCCGUGCGCGUCCAUGGGAGGCCAUGGCAUCUGCUGCGACCGCUCGGACUACAACACCGACGUGUGCUUCAUGGCCGGCGACGUGCGCACGGACGCCGCGUCCCUCUCGUUGCUGCUCUACCCGCCGCCCAACGGCACCGCCAACGCCAACGCCAACGCUACCUCGGGAGGUUUGCGUGGCGAUCGGGUGCAGCCGGCUGCGUACGUCGCGUUUGUGCGCGUCGUGGGCGCGCCGGGCUUGCGGAUCGUGGGCGUGGGAGAGUGGAGCGCGGCGUCGUGCGUGCGCGCACGCAGCAGAGAGGUCCGGGAGAGCGAAGGAGAAGGCCGCAGCAAGGGCACGCGGGUGAUCGAGAACGAGGCGGCGGUGGCGCGGCUGGCGGUAUCGGUGGGGUUCGACGUGUCGAUCCUGGAGACGGCGAACGGGGCGCCGCUGUCGUCGGAGUACGCGGCGGUGAGCGCGUGCGACGUGCUGGCGGGCGUGCACGGCGCGGACCUGACGAAGCUGCUCUUCCUCCGGCCGGGCCGCGCCGCGCUGCUGCAGGUGGCGCCGCUGGGUGUGCCGGCCGUGGCGCGCGGGUGCUACGAGAAGGCGACGACGAUGAUGGGGAUGCAGUACGAGCAGUACGACGCGGCGGCGAACGAGAGCUCGCUGGUCCGGAAGUACGCGGCGGACGACGUGGUGCUGCGCGACCCGGAGGCGGCGAAGCAGGGGGGCGGGUGGGACCUCAUCGCGCGCGUGUACCUCAGCGGCCAGAACGUGAGCCUCGAUCUGGACCGGUUCGGCGACACCCUGAGGAGGCUGCACGCCCGAGCCCUGCGGCUGCCGGUGGCAGGUCCGUAG
Molecule: messenger RNA, 1224 nt
Organism: Triticum dicoccoides
Lineage: Eukaryota; Viridiplantae; Streptophyta; Magnoliopsida; Poales; Poaceae
Exons: 3
Coding region: 73-1224 (383 amino acids)
Molecular function (GO): glycosyltransferase activity
Source: RefSeq, a predicted model, not a curated record